This is a messenger RNA of Papaver somniferum (opium poppy), 1002 nucleotides long. Its product is annotated as 30S ribosomal protein S16-2, chloroplastic/mitochondrial-like. Bases 178 to 582 code for a protein of 134 amino acids. Gene Ontology annotation, biological process: mitochondrial translation. The record is from RefSeq and is a predicted model, not a curated record. Gene Ontology annotation, cellular component: small ribosomal subunit; ribosome. The transcript has 3 exons. NCBI's taxonomy places the organism in Eukaryota, Viridiplantae, Streptophyta, Magnoliopsida, Ranunculales, Papaveraceae. Gene Ontology annotation, molecular function: structural constituent of ribosome.
UUAAUCUGAAAAUUGGUGCGAAUAGCCAAAACCUUUUCUUUGCCAUCCCCACAGCCACAGUCCAAUAACUCUUUGAGUGCAGAACUCAGCGAAAACCCUAAACCAAAACCAAAACCCAAACAGAAAUUUCCACUCUCUAAUUCGAAUUCGAUUCCCUGAACUUGGUGUUGUGUGAAAAUGGUGGUUUGUAUAAGAUUAGCUCGGUUUGGUUGUAAAAACAGACCUUUUUAUCGAGUCCUUGCUGCUGACAGUAGAUCUCCAAGAGAUGGUAAACAUCUUGAAGUUUUAGGUUAUUACAAUCCAUUACCUGGGCAGGAUGGUGGUAAGAGAAUGGGACUCAAUUUUGAUAGAGUCAAAUACUGGUUAUCAGUUGGUGCCCAACCAUCAGAUCCUGUUCAACGUAUUCUCUUCAGAGCUGGAGUAUUACCUCCACCGCCAAUGCUUGCCAUGGCACAUAAAGGAGGACCCCGUGAAACUCGCCUUGUUGAUCCUUUGACUGGUCGUUUUGUAACUCCAAAAGAACUUAACAACAGUGAUCAAUCUACAAGCCCUGAAAGUGCUGAGAACAAGUCAGAGAUUUAAAAGUCGAAUACCGCAAGAAAAUUACGUCUUUGUGUCCUAUUUUGGGCGUUCAAACCAAAUUAUUCCUGCUCGUGCUACAACAAAGCGAAGCUGCUAUUGACUCAUUUAGUUUCACUUUUGUCAGGGUGGAGAAAAAAUGUAAUCUAGUUUUUAAAAAAGCGAAUCUAGCACACAUGACCUUUUUUGCAGAGGAGUUUAGCAAGAAUUUGAUACCUUCCUCCAUAUAUAAGGUCUAACCUUUCCGACUUUUGAACUGUCAUGUUGAUUCAUAACAGGAUAUGGCCAUGUGUGAGGAAUAACUGUAUCUUCCUUUUCUGGUUUUUCUUAUUUGCAGAAAAGAUUGCUCUGGUUUCUUCUUAUAAAUUUUUGUAGCUUUACUGGCAAUUCUGUUGACCAUAUAUUUAAUGGAUUUUGAUUCAA